AUGGAUCUCGACGACAAACAGGAUCCUUUGCUGAAGGCAGCGAUUGAAGCGUCCCUCAGAGAGGAAAAUGGCAAUCCUGGCCCAUCUUUUCCCUCGGAGCCGCCAAAGGAAGUAGUCGACCUGACCUGCGAUUCUGAUGAUCAAUCAGAUGUCAAAGAAGUCUUUACAAAGUCUACUUCUGUGGUGGACUCCGAUAGUGACGAUGAAGUCGAGCAAGGAAAGCACGACGAUGAGGCUGAGCUGAGGCGAGCAAUCGCCAUGUCGCUGCAGGACUUGCAGUCAGACGCUGAGCCAGUGGAGCCUGUUCUGAGAACAUCUAAUUCUCCCCCACAGGGUCUCUUGGGCCUCAAUCGAAAGCGAAUGGAGCAAGAACGUCUCGCCCGUAUUCAAAAGCGCAAGGCCCGGGAAUCCGUGUCUCCACCAGGACAGCCCCGAGCCAAACUUUACAAGACCCAGCCAGUGACAACUGGUACUUCUUCUGUUUCUGUCUCUCUUUCUAAGCCUUCCUCUUUACCACAGUCAUCAAGCGACUCGACAGCCACUGUUAGACCCACUGCACGACCGGCUCUUCAAUGGCCGCAGGGAAUUGUCAAAAAGACGCACGUGGCCAACACCAUCCGUGGUGACAAUGAAAUCACCAUUGAAGAGGUUAUUCAGCGAGGAGACCUUGAACUUGGCGUCUUUAGCUCAUUCCUCUGGGACAUGGAAUGGUUCUUUACAAAGUGUGACACGUGGAGGACGAGAUUCCUUCUCAUCAUGCAUGCCAAGGAACAAGAAAUGCGUGAUACAAUGGUUAAUGAUACCAAGGAUAUGAAGAACCUCCGACUGUGCUUCCCACCCAUGGAUGGCCAGAUCAGCACCAUGCAUUCAAAAUUAAUGAUACUCUUCCACCCGGAAUACGUACGCAUUGCUGUCCCGACGGCUAACAUGACAAUGACCGACUGGGGAGAGAACCGCUUGAUGGAAAAUGCAAGUUCAAUAUCCGCAGUGACUGUUUUUCUCAUCGACCUACCAAAGAAGUCGAACGACUUCGAUUGCCCAAAGACAUUCUUCUAUGAAGAGCUGGCCCACUUCUUGAAAGCCAGCACGGUGAAUGAGAACAUUAUUGCUAAGCUUGAGGGCUUCGAUUUCAGCGAGACAGCUCGUUAUGCAUUUGUGCACACAAUUGGCGGGUCCAGUGGGUCCACUAACGAGACGUGGAGACGUACAGGAUACUGCGGUUUAGGUCGCGCUGUGAAACAGUUGGGCUUACGAACCACUUCGCCCAUCAAUAUUGAUUACGUGGCGUCCUCUAUUGGGUCACUCAACGAUGAGUUUCUUCGUGCCAUCUACCUCGCUUGCAAGGGAGAUGAUGGCCUAGCUGACUACACAAUCCGAUACGCAAAGUCCGCCUCUCAUUCUACAAACCCUGAUCAAGUCAUGAUGAAGGCUGGCGAGGAAUGGCAAGACCGCUUCCUGGUGUACUUCCCCUCAGAUGAUACUGUCCACUCUGCACAUGACGUGCCAGAAGAUACUGGAGGCACUGUCUGUUUCCAGUCGAAGUGGUGGCGGGGUGCAAAGUUUCCCAAGCAAGUAUUGCGAGACUGCAUUAGCAAAAAGUCUGUUUUGAUGCAUAACAAGCUCCUCUACGUUUGGCCUUCCGAGCCAAUCGCACUCCCGAAUAAUCGCGAAUGCAAGGGCUGGGCCUAUGUCGGAAGUGCCAACAUGUCUGAAAGUGCAUGGGGCCGCCUUGUCAAAGAUCGUCAGACAAACAAAGCGAAGCUGAACUGCCGUAAUUGGGAGUGUGGUGUGCUUGUUCCCGUUGAAACGCCUAUUCGGCAAAAUUCACAGGGUCUCAACUGGAAAUCUGAGUACGAACACCUCCCUGCUGAGGUCUUUGAGGAUACCAUUCCCAUCCCCAUGAUGGUUCCUGCGCCCCCGCUGACAGAGGAGAACAAGCCGUGGUUUUUCAUGGGCGACAAGUAA
This is a messenger RNA of Penicillium pulvis, 1965 nucleotides long. RefSeq lists its product as uncharacterized. NCBI's taxonomy places the organism in Eukaryota, Fungi, Ascomycota, Eurotiomycetes, Eurotiales, Aspergillaceae. The transcript is spliced from 8 exons. The coding region runs from base 1 to 1965 and encodes 654 amino acids. Gene Ontology annotation, biological process: double-strand break repair; single strand break repair. Gene Ontology annotation, cellular component: nucleus. Gene Ontology annotation, molecular function: single-stranded DNA binding; 3'-tyrosyl-DNA phosphodiesterase activity; double-stranded DNA binding. The record is from RefSeq and is a predicted model, not a curated record.